CCAUCUCAUCAUUGGCAUUUGUCACAUUAAAAGUCUAUCAUCAACCAUUCUCUCCUUCAACUAUUUAUUACAUGGACGGCGCUUUAAGGUCACCAACUUCUGAGCACAUUCGUUGGAUGAAAGCAUCCCCAACAAACUUGUCCUUGCUCCCCGUCGAGCUCGUGGAGCACAUUGCGGAUCACCUUCAAGAACAACUCUGGCCUCCGGUGGAUAGUGUGAUCACCGAUUGGAACAGCUAUCCUUCACUAAGAUCUCAGCGCGACUUAUGUGCUCUGUCACUGGUAUGCCGAGCUCUCAACAAGAUCAUCGCACCCCGGAUUCUGAAGAAUGUUGUCCACGAUUUCAAAAGCAAAUCAUCUUGUGAAACGAGAUUCGACCCUUAUCGAUAUAAAUGGCUAUCCCCUCGAAGUUUCCCCUCUCAGUUAGCUCCGAAGUGGAUCCGGGUUCUCUAUCUACACGACUUAUUCCGCGAUCAAGAUCCGGCGAUAGAGACGAAAAACAUGGCCGAGCUCCUACAAAACUGUUCUGGAGUAGAAGUAUUAGUGGCAACAGGCUUUUGCGCGUCGGUACUGCUCCAUACUCUCCGCACAGCUUCACUGAAGGAAAUGGAUUCAUUGAAGGUUUUGAAGAUAUUCAGCUAUGCGAUCAAUGCCAAAUCGAUACUGGCUGCGUUUCGUACAUUUCCCAAUCUCACUAGCCUGACGAUUGAUGUCGUCAACAUUGAAGGCACCGGGACGAUUCCGCCCCAUUCCUUACCGUCGAGAGCCUCGCUCAUCACUCAACUCGAUAUUUGCGCUCGUUUAUAUGCACCAGAAGAAUACGAAUCCCUGUGUGCAGUUUUAACGCACAUAGUCCCAACUCUCAAAGUAGUACACAUCCAUGGCGAAUAUUCCGAGGAGCUACAUCGAAUUCUUUCGUUGUUAAGACGAUCGCCUGUUGAAAGCUUAUUAUUAAAUUUCAAAAACAAAUUUCCAGAAAGUCUGUUGUCGAUAAGCCUCCCAACUCUCAAAACUCUCUCCAUCUCGACUUACGGUUACACGAGCCCUCAGCUUUGGGAAUCCAACCUGGCACGAUCGGUCCGAAAAUUGAUAAUAAGAUCUAGUGGUUAUCCCAUCGACAUCAAUCAUCUGCAUCGGACGGUUGAUAUACCCAAUUUGAAAGUUCUUCAGCUCCAAUCACUUUGCAAGAUACGCGAUCAAGAAGAGGAAAGACGAUGGGAUGCACGGGUUCGGGAGUGGUGCUCGAGAAAGGGAGUCUCGUUUGUAAAUAAAAAUUCAGACAGCAAUAUCCUCACACCUCAAGAUGACUAUAGGCAUCUUUAACUGAAGCAUCUAGGUCCUUUUUUCAGUUGGUGAAUCCCAUUUGACUUGAAUAGACCUGUAAUUUAUUAGAAAUCCUUGG
This is a messenger RNA of Puccinia graminis f. sp. tritici CRL 75-36-700-3, 1401 nucleotides long. RefSeq lists its product as uncharacterized. NCBI's taxonomy places the organism in Eukaryota, Fungi, Basidiomycota, Pucciniomycetes, Pucciniales, Pucciniaceae. The transcript has a single exon. Bases 72 to 1322 code for a protein of 416 amino acids. The record is from RefSeq and is a predicted model, not a curated record.